GUCGCAGAAAUGCCUUCAACUACAAACGCCUACAGGUAACACUUCUGGUCUGAAAGGUGUUCUGUCUUGACUUGCUAAUACAUGAAAGCUAACACCAAAUCAUGUAGGGGUCACUUGGACCCUCUGUCGUGAGCAGAUUGCAUAAGAGCUGCAGAGGUAGAGCUGGACAUGUGCUAGUUAAAUAGUAAUGUGAAGAGAGGUGAAUUCAGUCUCUCAGCGAACUGAACACGAAGACGGCAGCUCAAAAUGUCUGAGACAGACUUCGAGUCGCUAGAGAAGAUUCUGGACACAUAUGUACCUGAGGCUGAACGCAGAGAGGUCAGAAGACUCCUGUACGGAAAAGAGCUCAAGAAGCUGGACCUUCCCCAGAGUGCAAUAGAUGCUGCAGUGGAGCAAGAUUUUGAUCUGAAGGGUUAUGUGUUUGAGGCUUCUCCAGAACAGCUCAGACAGCCCAGAACUGUCCGUGUGGGACUCAUUCAGAACAAGAUAGUCCUGCCCACUGAUGCUCCUGUGUUUGAACAGAUCACAGCUCUGCACAAGCGUGUGGGGGAGAUGGUAGAGGUGGCGGCCACGUGUGGGGUCAAUAUCGUGUGCUUCCAGGAAGCCUGGACAAUGCCUUUUGCAUUUUGUACGCGAGAGAGGGAUCCCUGGACAGAGUUUGCAGAAUCAGCCGAGGAUGGGCUCACCACACGCUUUUGUAUUCAGCUGGCCAAAAAAUACAACAUGGUGGUGGUGUCUCCCAUUUUGGAGAGAGAUGAGAUCCACGGUGGAACGUUGUGGAACACUGCAGUGGUGGUGUCCAAUAAUGGCAAUGUUCUAGGCAAAUCACGGAAGAAUCACAUUCCCCGUGUGGGAGACUUCAACGAGUCAACAUAUUACAUGGAGGGAAACACCGGCCAUCGUGUAUUCCAGACACAGUUUGGAAAGAUUGCUGUUAACAUCUGCUACGGCCGACACCAUCCUCUCAACUGGUUAAUGUACAGCAUACAUGGAGCUGAGAUCAUCUUUAACCCUUCGGCCACAGUUGGAUUGCUCAGUGAACCAAUGUGGCCAAUUGAGGCUAGAAAUGCUGCCAUCGCAAACCACUGCUUCACCUGUGCCAUCAACCGUGUGGGAACGGAGUAUUUCAAGAAUGAGUUCACAUCUGGUGAUGGAAAGAAAGCCCACAAUGACUUUGGCCACUUUUAUGGCUCCAGUUACGUAGCUGCACCUGACGGCAGCAGAACCCCAGGACUAUCCAGAACCCGCGAUGGCCUGCUGGUGGCAGAAAUAGACUUGAACCUAAAUCGCCAAGUCGCAGACAAAUGGAACUUUAAGAUGACUGGGCGGUAUGAAAUGUAUGCAGAGGAGCUCAAAAAAGCUGUUCAACAUGACUUUGAACCCAACAUUGUUAAGGAGUGAGCUUAUCAGGAAAAAUGAGUGCCAAAAGCCCUUGAGAGGAACCGUUCCGCACUUUCAGCUGAAAGCCAAACUCUGCAGAUGCAGGAGAACCACAUUAUGUACUAGGGAUAAGUCCUUGUACCUCUACUUGAAUUUCACAGAAUAAUUUAUGAGUUUAUUUUUAAGGUCAAUAAUGGAAGGAUGCAUUUGAUGAAAAUACAAAUCCAACCUUUAUUCAUUUCUGAAAUCCAACUAUAUAUUUCAUAAAAAUAAAGUUCACCAUAUUAACAUUC
Molecule: messenger RNA, 1673 nt
Organism: Labeo rohita (rohu)
Lineage: Eukaryota; Metazoa; Chordata; Actinopteri; Cypriniformes; Cyprinidae
Gene: upb1
Product: ureidopropionase, beta
Exons: 10
Coding region: 247-1401 (384 amino acids)
Molecular function (GO): beta-ureidopropionase activity
Source: RefSeq, a predicted model, not a curated record